Molecule: messenger RNA, 4287 nt
Organism: Adineta ricciae
Lineage: Eukaryota; Metazoa; Rotifera; Eurotatoria; Adinetida; Adinetidae
Source: the annotation of a GenBank genome assembly
AUGGUGAAAACACAGUAUCGAAGUGUUAAGACUGGCAAAGUCAUCAAUCAAAUUCAAUUUGCUCCUUUUUCUUCACUUGAAAUGCAAAAAGAAGCACAUAUUCAUGUUGUCAGUAAAAAUUUGUAUUCUCAGGACGCUGCACGUACGCCAGCAGCAUUUGGUGUGCUCGAUCCGAAAUUGGGUGUCUGUGGUGGUAAACGUCAAUGUGAAACUUGUCAUCAAGAUGUAACCAAAUGCCUUGGUCAUUAUGGUUAUAUUGAUCUUCAAUUACCUGUAUUCCAUAUUGGAUUUUUUCGUUCUAUAACUGUUGUUUUACAAACAAUUUGUAAAAAAUGUUCACGUGUGAUGUUAAAUAAAGAAAUGAAACAAACGUUUCAAAGACAGUUGUGUCGACCGGUUUUAACUUACCUACAAAAGAAAUCACUAAGAAAACGUAUUCAUGAGAAAGCGAAGAAAACAACCAUCUGUCCAUAUUGUGGAGAAUUAAACGGUGCUGUACUCAAAUGUGCUCUUUUGAAAAUUGCACAUGAUAAAUACCGGACACAAAAACGUCAGCACAAUGCCCUGAAUGAAGUCAACGAACUAUUUCAUUCCGCUCGACAAGGAAAUGCUGAAGUUUCUACAUUAGUCAAUUCGUACACAGAAAUCCUCAAUCCUGUUCGAGUCUUAGAAUUAUUUGAACGUAUUCCAACAGAGGAUUUACCAUUACUUCUUAUUGAUGAAUCUACCAUUCAUCCGCGCGAUUUUAUUUUAUCAAGAGUCCUGGUUCCACCCAUCUGUAUUCGACCAACCGUUCAGUCUGACUUUCGCGCGGGAACAAACGAAGACGAUCUUACGAUAAAAUUGAGUGAAAUCAUAUUUUUAAACGACGUUAUUCAACGUAAUCGACUGAAUGGAGUUAAAAUGGAUAAACUUGUUGAACAAUGGGAUUUCUUACAAUUACAAUGUGCACUUUAUAUCAAUAGCAGCCUUUCGGGUAUUCCCGCGCAUAUGCAACCGAAAAAAUGGAUACGAUCGUUUGCACAGCGAUUGAAAGGCAAACAAGGUCGCUUUCGAGGAAAUUUAUCCGGUAAACGUGUAGAUUUCAGUGCUCGAACAGUUAUUUCUCCCGAUCCAAAUUUACGAAUCGACGAGGCGAGACACACGGUACCGAUCCAUGUAGCAAAGAUUAUGUCUUAUCCCGAAAUUGUCAAUAAAACAAACAUCGAAUUCAUCCGUCAACUCGUUCGUAAUGGGCCAGAUGUUCAUCCCGGUGCAAAUUUUAUUAUUAAUCCUAAGAACGAUCAUAAGAAAUUUCUCAAGUAUGGUGAUCGAAACGAUAUGGCUGCAAAAUUACGCUAUGGUGACAUUGUUGAACGACAUUUAAUUGAUGGCGACGUCGUUCUCUUCAAUCGGCAACCGUCCCUACAUCGUCUUUCAAUUAUGGCUUUGUAUGCCAAAGUGAUGCCUCAUCGAACAUUUCGUUUUAAUGAAUGUAUUUGUUCACCAUUCAAUGCUGAUUUCGACGGGGAUGAAAUGAAUUUACAUUUACCACAGACUGAAGAAGCAAAGGCCGAAGCGCUUGUAUUGAUGGGAACAAAAUCAAAUCUGGUCACACCACGUAAUGGAGAAAUGAUUAUCGGGUCAACACAAGAUUUUUUAACUGGUGCUUAUUUAUUGACACAACGUGACACCUUUUUUGAUCGAUCGAAAGCUUGUCAAUUGCUAACGUGGAUUUUGACGAAUAAAGAUGGCUUAGAAAAGAUCGAUUUACCACCACCAACCAUACUUAAACCUUGUCAACUAUGGUCAGGCAAACAAUUGUUCAAUGUGAUCCUUCAACUGAACAGUUCAUCGAAAGAUAUCAUUAAUUUACGAACGAAAGGAAAAGCUUAUUGCGGUAAAGGAGAGGAUCUAUGCGUCAAUGAUGGAUUUAUCGUCAUUCGCAACAGUCGACUUAUACUUGGUUGUGUUGAUAAAAGUGUGCUCGGUGCUAAUGGAAAAACCAAUGUAUUCUACAUGCUUUUACGAGAUUGUUCCGAGGCAGCAGCUGCAUUAGCUAUGGCACGUUUAGCUCGUUUAACUAGUUAUUAUUUAAUGAAUCGUGGGUUUUCCAUCGGUUUGAUUGAUGUUACGCCUGGUGAAAAUUUAAUGAAAGCUAAACGUUCAUUAGUCAGCGAAGGAUACGACAAAUGCAAUACUUAUAUUCGACAAUUACAAGAAGGAAAACUUCAGUUGCAACCUGGUUGUUCAGCUGAACAAACACUCGAAGCAUUGAUUUUGAAAGAACUCUCUGACGUUCGUGAGUCAGCUGGUAAACUGUGUUUACAAGAAUUACAACGUUCAAGUAACAGCCCGUUGAUUAUGGCUAUCUCGGGAUCUAAAGGAUCAAAUAUCAAUAUUUCUCAAAUGGUUGCUUGCGUCGGUCAACAGGCUAUUAGCGGUUCUCGAGUACCGAACGGUUUCGAAGAUCGUUCAUUACCACAUUUCGAAAAACAUUCUAAAAUUCCAGCUGCCAAAGGUUUCGUUGAAAAUAGUUUCUAUUCUGGUUUGACACCUACGGAAUUUUUCUUUCAUACCAUGGGCGGUCGAGAAGGUUUGGUUGAUACUGCUGUCAAAACUGCCGAAACUGGUUAUAUGCAACGUCGUUUAGUCAAAUGUUUAGAAGAUUUGUGCUGUCAGUACGAUAUGACUAUCCGAACUAGUACUAAUGAUAUUGUUCAAUUUACAUACGGUGGUGAUUCAUUAGAUCCGAUCUUUCUCGAAGGAAAAGAUAAACCGGUUGAGUACGAUCGAAUUUAUCAACAUAUCCGAGCGAAAUAUCGCUUCGAUAAUGAAUAUCCAUUGAGUGGAACAGAGAUGAGAACAUACGUUUGUCAAGAGCUGACUCAGAAUCAAUAUUCCAUCAUGGAACAAGAGUAUAAACAGCAGAUUGUGGACUUCAUCGACGGUGUGGCAACGACUAUCGAUCGAUAUCGACAACGCUAUCAUAUUGAUUCCACAAUUAUCAAAGAAGAUAAUCCUGAAGAGGAACCCGAACAGGAAACGAAGUCAACAACAACAAGAAAACGUGUAUCGACCGCAGCGGCCCGCUCGAAUAAGAAACCGCGUGCCCUUUCAAACGUUCUUCAUGAAAUUGAACGAUGCACGAAAUCUCAACUCUACGAAUUUCUACAAUUAUGUAAAUAUAAAUAUGGCCGAGCAAGACUUGAACCCGGAACAGCUGUCGGCGCACUAUGCGCCCAAAGUAUUGGUGAACCGGCAACACAAAUGACACUGAAAACUUUUCACUUUGCUGGUGUCGCAUCUAUGAAUAUCACUCUCGGUGUCCCACGUAUCAAAGAAAUUAUCAACGCUGUUAAAACUCCAUCAACUCCAUUGAUCACGGCUGCAUUAGACAAUGAAUACGAUCAAGAUUUUGCAAGGAAAGUCAAAGGUCGCAUCGAAAAAACCUAUCUCGGUCAAGUCUCACAAUACAUCGAAGAAGUGUACGAAAGCGACGCUUGCUAUCUCUCAAUCAAACUCGAUCUCGACCGUAUUCGUUUACUAAAACUUGAGAUAAAUCCCAUGUCAAUCAUCGAUUCGAUUGUUGCAGACAAGAAGAUGAAAAAAGUAAAAUACAAUCAAUUGUCAAUUGCUGGUUCGGAUCUGAUACAAUUGGAAGUAGCAGAUACACUAAAAGGAAACAUGUAUUACACAAUGAAACGUUACAAGGAAACUUUACCAAAUGUCGUUGUCAAAGGUAUAUCGACUGUGGAACGUGCUGUGAUAACAAUUGAUGAGAAAGAAGGAACGAAACAUAAGCUCUUUGUUGAAGGAGAAGGUAUGAGAGAUGUUAUGGGUACACAAGGCGUCAAUGCAAAUGAGACAACAUCGAAUAAUACGAUGGAAGUAUUUCGUUGUUUGGGCAUUGAAGCAGCACGAACAACAGUUAUCAAUGAAAUUGUUUAUACCAUGGCUUCACAUGGUAUUGGAUUAGAUGUUCGACAUGUCAUGCUUUUAGCAGAUCUAAUGACAUAUAAAGGUGAAGUCCUCGGUAUGACUCGAAAUGGUCUAGCUAAAAUGAAAGAAAGUGUCCUCAUGCUUGCUUCUUUUGAACGUACAAUUGAUCAUUUGUACGAUGCUGCGUAUCAUGGGCAAAAAGAUACAAUUUGCGGUGUAUCAGAGUGUAUUAUCAUGGGUAUACCAAUUCGUAUUGGUACUGGAGUCUUUCAAUUACUAUACAAACAUCCAAGUCGUGGAAGUUUAACACAGCGAGAGUUAUUGUUUGAUAAUCUUGACAUGCAUCAGCCAUUGAUUGUUUCUUGA